Molecule: messenger RNA, 1509 nt
Organism: Cheilinus undulatus (humphead wrasse)
Lineage: Eukaryota; Metazoa; Chordata; Actinopteri; Labriformes; Labridae
Gene: slc2a11l
Product: solute carrier family 2 member 11, like
Exons: 12
Coding region: 1-1509 (502 amino acids)
Biological process (GO): monosaccharide transmembrane transport
Cellular component (GO): membrane
Molecular function (GO): hexose transmembrane transporter activity
Source: RefSeq, a predicted model, not a curated record
AUGCCACACUACCUGACGCUCCUGCUCGACUGUCCUGUUGUAAUCACAGCCAUUUUUGCUGCUGGGAUUGGGGGGACGUUUCAGUAUGGAUUCAGUAUAUCUGUGAUGACUUCUCCGUCUGCUUUUAUAAAGGAGCUGGUGAACACAACAUGUGUGCAGAGAUACAACAUGUACCUGGAGCAGUGGCAGCUUUCUCUCAUCUGGUCCUUCUUGGUGUCUAUUUACUGCAUCGGGGGACUGCUCGGGGGGGUCAUAGCGGGUCCUGUUCUCUCAAAAAUUGGGAGAAAGGGCUGCCUUUUGUUCAACAAUUUUGUGGCGAUAAUCGGAGCUGUGUUGAUGAUCUGUAGCAGGACAGCCAUGUCCUUUGAGAUGAUCAUGGUGGGACGGUUUCUCUACGGCAUCAAUUCGGGACUCAGUCUUGCAGCUCACCCCUUGUAUCUGGUUGAGUGUGCCCCCAAGAGGCUGCGAGGGAUGGUGGGUGUCACAGUUGGUACCUCUAUUUCCCUGGGGAAGUUUGGUGGUCAGCUGCUGGGGAUCAGUGAGUUACUUGGUACAUAUGAGAGGUGGCCAUGGCUGCUUGGUUUCAACGGCUUCACAGCGCUGGUCCAGCUCUCCACACUGCCCUUCCUUCCAGAGUCUCCCAGCUUCCUGCUGCUGGACAGAGGAGACCGUCAGGCCUGUGAGAAAGCUCUGAGGAGACUGUGGGGCGACCAGGACCACAGCAUGAAGGUGGAGGAGAUGCUGCAGGAGAAAGCUGCCCUACAGGGUGUACGUAACCACUCAGUGUUGGAGCUGUUACGGGACAAAACACUGCGCUGGCAGCUCAUCACCAUCUUUGUUACUUUCAGUGCACUGCAGCUCUGUGGCAUCAAUGCUGUGUACUUUUAUUCUUUUGACGUCUUUCGUGCUGCAGGAAUCCAACCACAACAUUUACGUUAUGCGGCCCUGGGAACAGGUCUGUGUGAGCUGUGCACCUCCAUUGCCUGUUUCAUGAUCAUUGAGAAGAUGGGCAAAAAAGUCCUUCUGUCCAGAGGAUACAUGGGAAUGGCUGCAACCCUGAUCCUCCUCACCAUUACUCUGUACCUGCAAACUCAUGUUUCCUGGAUGCCAUACUGCAGCAUGGUCCUCAUUUUCAUCUUUAUUUUCUUUUUUGCCAGUGGGCCAGCUGGAGUAUCGGCUCCUCUUCCUGGAGAAAUAUUAACUCAGCCUUAUAAAUCAGCUGGAUACACCAUCGCCUGUACUCUUAACUGGUCUGGCCUGUUUAUACUGGGGAUGGUUUUCCCAAUCUUAGUGGAGGAGCUGGAGUACUUUUGUUUCCUUAUAUUCCUGUUUUUCUGCACCGUCUGUGGGCUGUUUGUGUGGUUCAACGUCCCUGAGACCAAAAAUCGGACAGCACUGGAGAUAGCUGCAGAAUUUCAGAGGAUGCAUGGCAAAUCUGAAGAGAUACAGACAAGCAAAUCCACUGAACCGAACCUGAAUGGACUAACAUUAUAUGACACCAAACUCUGA